UUUGCUUUUACAUACAAGAAUUUGACUUAUCUAUCUCCAACCAAAUGUUAUCAAGUAUACAGAUUAUGCCCUUAUUUCCACUAUGAUACAGAGAAAGGCACCUGGAGCAGUGUGCAGGUUAAAGGUCAGCUGCCGUGCCCUCGCUCCGCAGCUACCAUAUCAGCUGUUGGGAACAAGCUGUACCUGUUUGGGGGACUGAGCCAUGACGUCGGCUGGUUAGAUGACUUGUUUGUUCUCGACACGGAUACUUGGACAUGGAAGGAGCUGACUGACACACAGGGUCCUGCCCCAAGCCCCAGAGACAAGGUAGCUUCAGCCACCGUUGGGAACAAGGUGUAUUUCUUUGGUGGUUUUGGCCCCAAGGAUGGCUGGGACACGGAGGAGUCCACCAUGAGUGAAGAUGAGGAGGAGGAGGACGUGGGUCAGGGGGCAAAGUUCACUUGGUAUGAUGACCUCUACAUCUUUGACACAGAGACGAACACAUGGGAGAACCCUGAACCCAUCAAGCUGGGAGCACCAACACCAAGAGCAGCACAUGCACUGUGUGCUGUUGAGAAAAAGUUGGUGGUCUUUGGAGGAAGAGACAGGGAGGCAAGGAAGAAUGAUCUGUAUGUUCUUGAUACAGAAACGAUGAAGUGGCAACAAUUGAAGACGACCGGUCAGCAGCCAGAGCCACGGUCCUUCCACACGGCUACAGCAGUCGGCCACAGGGUGGUCAUCACAGGAGGGAGGGGUCUGCAAGACCAGCACUUCGCAGACUUCAACAUCUUCGACACAAAAACCAGAGAAUGGCUGCAGCCGGCAGUUUGUGGAGCCAAACCCGCCCCGCGCGGCAUGCACACAGCCACGGUGAUGGCCGACCAGUUGGUUCUGUACGGAGGGUCGUCAGACGUGGAUCCCGAGACCAUGCAGUGUCAGAAACGUUACGCAGACCUCUUCUGUGCCAGGACAGAGGAGGUUCUGAGUGGGAAGUCCAUCCAGUUGACAGUAGAAGAGAACAAGGAGAAUGCCCCGGCCACCUCCGCCCCACCCCAGGACAACCCCAGCCAGCCCCCCAAGGCACCCUCGUGUCCCGACCAGCCCAGAAAGCCGCGCUCCUCCAGCUGGGAGGAGGGGGAGGUCCCGGGGAUGGUGUAGUCACAGCGCUGAGGGGUAGACACCGUGGGGGGAGGGGGGACUUGGAAUGCCGCUUGUGUAAAACAGGUGCCAAGUAGAGCUGCCAAGCAUUUCCAGGGACUGUUGCCAAAAAACAUUGGUGCUGUCACAGGCAUACAUACAGAAAGUAGGGGACUUGUCAGGAUGUCAACAACAAACCAACUUCAGGUCUUUUCUCCGGGUAGCAUCAUUGUACAGUUUGUGUAUACAUGUACCUCUACCAGGCAGAUUGGAACAGGUCUGCACAUUCAUACCUUUUUUUAAUGGGAGUAGAGAAAUAUUUUGGAGUACCAACCACCACCAAAGUAUUUUGUAACAUUUAUCAAAUGCUGCAACUCGUACAUAUCCUGUACCUCGGUUCAUGUAGCACAUGGCACAUGUAUGGCCUCCAGGGUCUAGCUCUGCAAAGCAGUUUACUUGAAAACAACUAGCUGGCUCUCUGAACAUUUGUCAUCCUGACAAAUAUAUCUACUCAAUCAUACUGUAACAAAGAAAGGCAUUGACCACAGUCCACAAGUUUAUGUGUUGAUGUCAGCAGGAUCUAGAAGUGCUUCCUGUAGUUUAGGGAAUACAAACACUGACUACUGUUCAGCCUAUACAGUAACUAGAUAAGUGGUAGUUCAGUUGAUGUUUGUGAAGUUGAAGUUCUUGUUGUUUCACAGCACACUAAUCAUGAAGGAGAGAGAGUUUUUAUAAGUCUAUAUGAGACAAUGUGAUUGAUCAUGAUUCAUGUAAGAUUUGGGUAGUCGUGCUACAGAAAAGACUAGGCAAGAAAUUCUCACCAGCUGGAACUGUAAGACAAGUAAGAUUGUGUUAGAAAAGGCUUUCCUUCAGAGUGUCUUACAUUUGAACUUGUAUGAACAGAAGCAGGCUCUGUUUUCCUGCUAUACAGUGCACUGAGACAUGUUCUGUGUCCUGGAUUCCAUUAUGCUUAAAGCCUAUAAGAACUGUACUGUCCACAUAGAAGAAACCUUGCAAACAGUGACCUUUUUUUUGAAGCCAUGAGAUGCAUACUGAUGAUCUUUACUGAUGAUGUUUAAAUCUAGGUUGUGAAAGAACCAUUGUAAAAUGUAGAAGAUUAACUUGUGAGUCAAUACUGUGACUGAUAGACAUCAUUGAAUAGAUGUGUCAGUAACUGCUAGUCGAUGUGUGAAACAAAGUCCAUUAGCCUCUGACUUUCCACUGUUUUGUGUGCAAGACAUGUUGCAGGGUAUUUUUACCUCAUGAUGAGGAAUGCCUUUUUAGAAUACAUAUGGGUACAUUUGUGUAAGCUUAGCACUAUCUACAAACCUUGUGUAUUAUCUAAGGUCUGGUAAUCAAAGAUUAUGAUCGUGUCUCUGCUUCUUAGUACUAACUGUGCAUUCCAGAGUGUCAAAUGUGUCUUAAAGUGAAGAUGUCAGAAAUAAAACAGGACUAUUAUGUUA
Branchiostoma belcheri (Belcher's lancelet) is the source of this 2579-nucleotide messenger RNA. RefSeq names its product host cell factor 2-like. The record is from RefSeq and is a predicted model, not a curated record. The transcript has 6 exons. The annotation marks the transcript as partial. Lineage: Eukaryota; Metazoa; Chordata; Leptocardii; Amphioxiformes; Branchiostomatidae. Gene Ontology annotation, molecular function: protein binding.